GAUGUUGAUGAUGAUGAUGAUUAUGAAGAUGUUGAUGACGAUGAUCAUCCUCAUGAUGUUCAUGAUGAUGAUGAUGAUGAUUUGAAUGAUGAUAAUGUGGGUGAUUUUGAGGACGAUGCUGAUGAUGAUGAUGAUGUUGAUGAUGUUGAUGAUGAUGCCGAUUAUGAAGACGUUGAUGACGAUGAUGAUCCUGAUGAUGUUCAUGAUGACGAUGAUGAUUGGGAUGAUGAUGAUAUGGAAGAUGAUGAUGAUGUUGAUGAUUAUGAUGAUGAUGAUGAUCAUGGUGAUUAUGAUGAUGAUGAUGAUGAUGAUGUUGAUGAUUCGGAUGAUUUUGAUGAUGACGAUGACUCGGAUUCUGAUCAUAAGGACGAUGAUAUUGAUGAUGACGAGAAUGACUAUGAUAAUGCUGAUGUUGAUGAUGAUUUUGGCGAUUCGGUGAUGAUGAUGAUGACGAUUAUGAUGAUGAUGUUGAUUAUGGUUAUUAUGAUGAUGAUGAUGAUGAUGAUGAUGAUGAUGAUUAUGGAUGAUGUUGAGGAUGACGAUGAAGAUUAUGAUAAUGCUGAUGGCGAUGACGAUUUUGACGAUUCGGUGAUGAUGAUGAUGAUGAUGAUGAUGAUUAUGGCGAUUAUGGUGAUGAUGAUCAUGAUGAUGAUGAUGAUGACUAUGAUGACGAUGAUGAUCAUGAUGAUGAUGAUGAUGAUGGGGACGAUGAUGAUGAUGAUGCUGACGACGACGAUGACGAUGACGGUGAUGAUAAUGACGACGUUGAUGAUGACCAUGAUGAUAAUGAUGAUGAUUAUGAUGAUGAUGAUGAUUAUGGCGUUUAUGAUGAUGAUGAUGAUGAUACUAAUAAUUAUAAAGAUGACGAUGAUGAUGGCUCGGAUGAUGAAUGUGAUGAAGAUGAUGAUGAUGAUGAUGUAUGGCUGA
Messenger RNA from Echinostoma caproni, 927 nucleotides. Lineage: Eukaryota; Metazoa; Platyhelminthes; Trematoda; Plagiorchiida; Echinostomatidae. The record is from the annotation of a GenBank genome assembly.